Messenger RNA from Diprion similis, 18359 nucleotides. Its product is annotated as histone-lysine N-methyltransferase 2C-like. Gene Ontology annotation, molecular function: histone H3K4 methyltransferase activity; transcription coactivator activity; histone binding. NCBI's taxonomy places the organism in Eukaryota, Metazoa, Arthropoda, Insecta, Hymenoptera, Diprionidae. The coding region runs from base 204 to 17915 and encodes 5903 amino acids. The transcript is spliced from 35 exons. Gene Ontology annotation, cellular component: MLL3/4 complex; nucleus. The record is from RefSeq and is a predicted model, not a curated record. Gene Ontology annotation, biological process: positive regulation of transcription by RNA polymerase II.
ACUCCAGCGGUUUGUCUGUUGCAUACUCUUCCGUUCGAUUAGAUUGUGACAUUUUUUCUGUUAUUACAAGAUGUUUACCUGGUUAAGCUGUGCUAAUUCCAACGAAGAAUCAAGAAAUCCAAUCCCUGAAACUGUGAUGAAACGAUUAACACUACAGCAGUAAUAAGAAGUGCAGGUAGAAAGCGUCCAGUCCUGAUUGAGUCAUGGAUGACGAAGAACGCUUGGAAGGAGAGGAAGAAAUGGAUCUUGACGAGGCGACGGAUGGAGAUGACGAUGACGAGGAUAGUGGAGGAAUCCCUAUUUCUCCUGCAAGUUCUGAUCAACUGCUUGGCCCAGUUUCAACACCUGGCAAUCUAAUUCAUGAUGAAGUAUUUCAUGAUCCGAUGCGGUGCCAGAAAUUUCCUUUCCCUGGAGGAAAGCCACUUAACAUCAGGAGGGGCCCUGGAAGGCCACGAAAAGAGAGGCCGCUUGUACGAGGAGUACGUAAUCGACCCUUUGGAAGAGGGAUGACAAGAGGCAAGGGGUUUGGGUAUAUGCGUGGAAUACCACGCCGUACAAAGAGUAAAGACGACGACACUCAUUCAGAAUCUCCAAGCCCGUUACGGAUUAUAGAGGAUCCUUUAGGUGAUGGAGAAGGAUCUGGCAUGGACCGGUCAAUGCCAGCACCGGAAGAACCACCAUAUUUUCCAGAACAAUGGCCAGGAAAGGUGUGUUCGUUGUGCAAUUUGGGCGAACGAAGUCAGCUAGGGCAGGGUGAGCUACUGCGAUUGUCCUGUCCUGAGGGAUUUAAUCUAGAGAAAAAAGUGAUCAAAGAAGAAGUUUCUGAAACAUUGUUAGACAUAUCUUCAACUGGAGAUAAAAGUCCUCGAGCAGGUGGCUCCGGUGCUGUUACAUGUCGCCGGCAAAAAAGUCUGGCCAAAUGCAGAAACCCUAGUCUUACAAACUUCACGGAGCCCGUAGAGGAGUUGAGCAUAGUUGGCUACGCAGACGAACCAGAAAUCGGAACGAUAUUCGAAUCUACCAGACACUUCUACAUUCAUCAUUCGUGUGCUCUUUGGUCAAUUAGUAAUCAGGAGUUGAUUGCCGAAAUUGUAAGCCGAGCGGUAGUCAUGGGCUCUUCACGCCGUUGUGCCUACUGUUCGCAUUAUGGGGCCAGCAUUCCUUGCAAGGUGGGAUCAUGCAAUCGUUAUUUUCAUUUGCCGUGUGCCGCAGCAUCUGGUUGUUUUCAAGAUAUCAAGACAUUUACUCUAUUCUGUAGUCAACAUUUAGGCCAAGUUCCACUGCUGUCAAAUGGUGACGUGAGUUGUAUGCACUGUUAUGGCAUGGGAGAUGUUUCAAACCUAGUGAUGUGCUCAAUCUGCGGCCGUCAUUAUCAUGGAAGUUGCGUUGGACUUGCUCUUUUACCAGGAGUUCGUGCAGGUUGGCAAUGUGCAGGAUGCCGUAUUUGUCAAGUGUGCAGGCAGCCAGAGGAGGCAUCUAAAGUCAUGUUGUGUGAACAAUGCGACAAGGCAUAUCACCCUGGCUGUCUACGGCCAAUAGUUACUUCAAUCCCAAAAUAUGGUUGGAAAUGUAAAUGCUGUCGAGUAUGCACUGAUUGUGGAUCACGCACACCAGGUGCCGGUCUAUCGUCACGAUGGCACGCUCAUUAUACAGUAUGUGAUUCCUGCUAUCAACAACGCAACAAAGGUUUUUCUUGUCCACUUUGUCGAAGAGCCUACCGUGCGGCAGCCUACAGAGAAAUGGUUCAAUGCAGUUCGUGUAAAAAAUUUGUUCACGGCACAUGUGAUCCUGACGCUGAUCCUACAACUUAUCAUCAUCGUAAAGAGGCCAAACCCGAGUACGAAUACGUAUGUUUACAGUGCAACCGCAUGGCCCUUGUUAAACGUAAGGACAACGCUGAUGAUUACGGAGGUGAUUCGAGCCUAACUGCUUCUCAAGAGAGUCUCUAUGGCGAUGGAGAUUCUUCAGAGUUUGAUUAUCCCGGAGUAUCAGAGGAAGCGUUGUACUCCAUUGGUUUAGGCAAAGGGAAGCCAUUUUGUGCAUCUAAAAUUGCCAAAAAAAGGCUCGGUCUCGGAAGUGGAGUAAUUGGUCGGCCAAAGGGAGUUGGAAAGUUAAGCUUUCAGAAACGCCAAAAGGUAACCGAAUUUGGACGUAAACGAGGUCCUAAGGCGAAAAUGCGUGGAAUUUUUGGAGUGCCUGGAUUGGGGUUACAGCGACCAAUAUCUGAUUCGUUCUCAAAAUCAGAAGAAGAACCAGGUGUGGAGAAUAGAUUGGUCUUGUGCUCGGCAAAAGAUAAAUUUGUUUUAACCCAAGACAUAUGUGUAAUGUGUGGAGCAAUUGGAACAGAUCAAGAGGGUUGUCUAAUCGCUUGCGCACAAUGCGGCCAGUGCUAUCAUCCGUACUGUGUUAAUGUAAAGGUGACGAAAAUCAUUCUGCAAAAAGGGUGGCGGUGUCUUGACUGUACGGUGUGCGAAGGCUGUGGCGAAAGAAAUGACGAAGCCCGGUUGAUUCUUUGCGACGAUUGUGAUAUCAGCUAUCAUAUAUACUGCAUGGAUCCGCCACUUGACUAUGUGCCGCAGGGAACGUGGAAGUGCAAAUGGUGUGCGCAAUGCCAGACAUGUGGAUCGAACGACCCUGGUUUCAACAGUGAUUGGCAAAAGAGUUUCACACAGUGUGGUCCUUGUGCCUCGCAUACAGCAUGUGCAUCUUGUCAAGAACCAUACAACGAAGGUGAGCUGAUAAUUCAAUGCGUUCAAUGUGAAAGGUGGCUUCAUUGCGCGUGCGAUUCUAUUAAAACGGAGGUUGACGCUGAAAAAUGUGCUGAAGAAGGUUAUAAUUGCAUACUCUGUCGUCCCAGAGACGUUCCUCCACCUCACAUCUUGUGCAAUUUACCAAAACCCCUUCCACAUAAAUAUCCUCGCUCACCUCCACCGGUAGCUCGAAGUCCUGAAUUGCACAAACCAUCUCCUCAGCAAUAUUUAGUAGACGGUGUUUAUCUAUCAGAAGCUGGUAUGCAUCACAUCAAAUCAUUAACUGUUGAACAACAGCAAACGAGAAAAAAGAGAAGGAAGAUUUUACCGCUUUUAGAUAAAGAAGCUGGCAUAAUGGCUACUAUCGAAUCUGUAGUAGCUGGUGGCAGUCUUGACAAUUCCCUUGAAGAUAAUGGGAAACUAGAUUUGAUAGACGUAAAAGAGGAGCCGAUUGAGGUUCUCAAGGAGGGAAUGGUGUGGACUCCGCGAGGUGACCAACCGCCACCAGAAGGUUUUAGCAUUUAUACCACAGAGAAUGGUGUCACAGUCUUGAGGCGGAAACGGCAGCGAAAUUUACAAAAACUCGGGAUAGGUGGAUUUGUUGUAAGAUUGCGUGGAACUCGUAAGGACAAGGAGGAAGAAGGAGAUGGAGAGAAAACGUCUGACGGAUUACUAGGAAUUGCUGAGGAUAAGCCACGUAAAAAACCCCAGCGCAGAAAACCGAAGCCAAAACUUUCGGAGUGUUUUCCACUUUACAUGCAGGAAGCUUUUUUUGGAAAAGAUCUUUUGGAUACCAUUAAAGACAAAGAUAUCGAAAGUAGCAGUGACUCUGAUACCGAACGCAAUGUUUUAAGCAAUGCUGAUACAAUUCAACUCUCGCAGGACGAACUAAAAGCAAUUGAGCAAGUUAAGACUAAGCAGGAAAAAGAAGACGAGAAAUUUCUCCAUGGUCAAUCUAUCAAACGCGAAGAACCCUUGGAAGAUGAAGGUAGCGAUGGCGAAGCUCUUGGUGAUAUCCUUCCCAUUCCAGGAGAUCUACUUGACAGUGAACUUGUAAACACUAUAAUGAAUGAACCGGAUGAAAACUUGGCUAAAGCUAGUGAGGCACUGGAGGACUUACAAGAUACGCCUGGACCAAAUAAAGAUGAACUCACUGACAUACUCAGCCCGCAUUUCAAUUUGGAAUCAAUGGUCAGAGACACUGGCUUGCCAAAUAUGGACAGCAGAGACGUUGAGGAAAUAUUUAAAGGAGUACUAACUGAUGAAUCGCAGGAGUCUCAAGAAUCAUCUGUUUUUCCGACACAAACACAAGCUUCGCAUCCGCCUUCUUCUUCAACUCCAUUAGUAUCACCUUCGCUACAUCCAGGCUUGAGUUUGAAUAGGCCACAGGUGCCUGGUACGUUACCUUCAGUUGGGCAGUCCAAUUUGAAUUCACCAAUGAGUUUUCCACCGCCAUCUCCAUACCAUUCGGAGUACAGCAAUAGUCCGCAAUUCAGUCCUGCAUUUUCGGAACCGCCUAGUCCAUGGUUGAAUCCAGAAGAAGAAGGCACAGUGGCUCCCACUGGAAGUAGCACUGCUAUAACGUAUAAUCAACGCAGCAACCUUAAAAUGGAGGCUGACGAAGCUCUUGGAAGUAGUGCAACUAUAUCUGCAGUUCUAUAUGCAAAUAUGAAUCACCCUGAAUGGAAAACCGAAUUUCCAGCUUGGUCCGAGCGUUGUAAGCAGAUACUGAAACGAUGGAGAGCCUUGACUAAUGAUCAAAAAGCUCCUUACUUGAAUCAAGCUCGAGAUAAUCGAGCUGCAAUUCGUAUGAAGAAAACACAACAGAUACCCAAGGAUUUACCAAGCACAACCCCAGUCACUGCAACAAGCGCACCUACCAUCACCACCAAACCUGUCACAGCUAUAACAUCGACUGAAGUCUCUUCGGUAGUAACUAUGGCCAAUAGCCAAAAGCAAAUUGGACUUUUGGUCUCAGUCAUCGGUGAUAAAUCACAGGAGAAGAGUGGGGUAACUGGUUCAACAACGGGAGUGUCAGGGGCGACAUCUAGCAGUGUUCAUCUAGUGGAGGUGUGUGCGGUGCAGGGACCGCCGAGGCAGCUAACAUCUCUAUCCCCGAGCCCUUCCCCAACACAUUCCACACCACCCUCUACGCCUAGACCCAAUUCUAUCAGCUCUGUGAAUUCCAUUAACAGCCUGGUACACCAAGAGGUAGCCGGUUGCCAGGCUAGAGUAGCACAGUCACCAGUCACACCUUGCACAUCAGCUUCUUUCUGCAAUUCCGGGGGCGGUGACGGUCAGCAUCAAACAUCACCAUCCCAGCAACAUUCCGUACCUCUUCACCUUACCAUCAGUACUAACACCACUACUAACAACCCGAACAUCCCUCAGGCGCGCUCUGCUGCCAAUUCUAUGCGCCAGCUAUCCUCAAUAGACCACCAGAUUAGAGUACUGACCCCAUCUGAAAUCAUGCGCACACUCCCAUCCCUCAGCCAGGAGCACUACGAUCCGCCACCCACUGCAAUUAUUCACACUGUACCUGUACAGGCCCCGCCUAUGGAACAAGACAGACUUUCAAACAGGGAUCGGUCUAGUCGGGAGGCAGAGCAAGAGCGGCAAUGGAAACAACUGCAAGCAAUGCGCCAACAGCAAGCGCAAAUACAGCAACAAGUUAUUCACGAGCAACGUGUACAUGCCAUGGCAAGGGUACACAGACAGAUAAAUGAAGAUGGCACAACUCAAAUGAGCACUGAAAACACCCCAGGAUUAACAACACAAUUACAAGUCUCCACAGCUCAGGAUGGAAAUCAUAUGGGUCCCAUAGCAUCGCCAUCUCCUGGAUCUCGUGCAACGUUUUCGACCCCUCCAAUAAAAAUUACAAAAGGUGUAGCUCCCCAGAGUCCGCUUCAAGGUAUUACACGCCUACCAAUUCAACACGCUACUCCAGUCACUCGUCCGGUCAGCUCUGUUGUGCGGCCUGGCAUGCCUAGUACUUUUGCACAGCCUCCUUCUCCAUUUUCUCCACAACCUCAAUCUCCCCAUGAUUUCCCACAAUCUCCUGCAGCUUCACAGUCGCAGGAUCAUUUCCAACGCUUUGAACCUUCAGAAUCGUAUAAUCAAACUCCUCAAACGUCAAGACCACAAUUUCCCACCACAACUUCAUAUGCAACCUCACCUCGGAACGAUUCUUUUUCUCAACCACCUGGUACACCUCGCCCUGUGUUCAAUGCUCCCACACCUCGUUCCUCACCACAUGUUUAUGCCCCUUCUCGAACUCCUGAUCCUUAUAGCAGUCAAGCACCCACUCCGUCUCCAGCUCCCAGUUAUACCCCACCCAGGGGAGAAUCAAGACAAGAACCUCAAUCACCUGAGGUCUUUAAUCAGCAACCAGAAGUUAAUCGUCAAUUACGGGACUUGCUCCAACGGCAACAAUUUAAUAAAAAAUUGGAACCUCUCGCCACUUCGUGGAAUCAAGAUGGGCAAAGUGUAAGUGAAAAUCCUCAGCCGCAAUUUGAUGGAAGUCAUCCUCAACUUCCUCAACAUUCACAAGCUUCGGGAAAUACUGGAGAAGGUACUUUCAGGCAUCCGCUUCCCCCUGGUAUUGUCAGACCACGAAUGCCUAUUCAGCCAAAUGUCAUCAUACGCAAUCCCAUUGGGCUGAAUGUGAGGCUACCAACAGGAGGUAAUAUUGAAGCCAGAUUGCAAGGUAUCGAUUCUCGUAAAAGAACGCUACUGCAACGGCCACCAGUGCCUGCCGGCAUACCGCCACAACAUUUUCAGAGUGGCCAGGUAUUGCAACGAUUACCUGGCCCGCGAAACCCUCUUGCGGAGCAGUUUGACAUUUUGCAACAACAGAGGUUUCCAGAACCAACUCAAGCCCCACAAAGCUUAGUUCAACGAUCAGUGCGGCCUGGACUUGAUAAUAUAAACCAAGGUAUUAGAACGAUGGGUGCACAAGGAAUAGUGAGACCUCCACUUCUGUCAGCGACAGUAACAGAAGCAAGUGCUCCAACCACUGAAGCGUCAGAAAUCCCAGAUAAUGUAACAGCGGAGCUUGAAAAACUUGAACAAGAGAGUGCUCCAAUGGUAGAAGUGGAAGGUGUUAGCGCAAUAUUGGGAGAUUUAGCUGACGAUGAUGAUGAACUUUUAGCGGAAAUGGGAGCCGAUUUUAAUAUACUGGAAUACGCGGAUCCCGAAUUGGACAAUAUGACUGGAGGUGAAAAAACAAACAUAUUUGAUCUCGACUUAGAGCAAGUAGAAGUAGAAACUAAAGAAGAUAAACAAAAAAAAGUGACAAAAGCAGAAAUAAAGCGCGAAGACGUGGGCACCACUUCAGUCACUCAUCCCGAAAUUCGAGAAGCGACCAGCAGUAGCUCAUCACAGGAUCAGUCUGAUACAAUAACAAACAUACGGCCACAGGCGCAAACUUUAGUUGCAACAUCUCAAAGCACCCAUCAACAACAGCCUGUACCGGGACAACAGGGAACAAAUCCACAAGCUGCAGUCGUGCAGCAACAAAUGCAUCAACAAGUUCAGCAAGCGGCAGCUAUCGGAAGACCAAUGCCUGCUGGAACAAGGCUCAUUUCCCCUGAUGGAGCAAUCGGCGUUGUUACUUCGACUAACACUGUAACAGUCAGCUAUCCGUCUACUUUUCCAGGUCAUUCACAGCGAUUACCUCAAACUCAUAUACAAACAAUACAGCAACAGCAACAGCAACAGCAACAACAGACGCAGUCCCAGCAACAGCAACAGCAACAACAACAGCAGCAACCGCAGCAGCAGCAACAACAACCACAGCAUCCACAGCCACAACAACCACAGCAUCAACAGCAACAGCAGCAGCAGCAGAGGCUAGGAAUGAGAGUAGGUGGAGUUCCUACUAUACCAGGUCGUGUGGUACCUGUUAGCCACAUGAUGGGUCCACAAACGCCUCUACCACCACCGCCACCUCCGCCAUAUCCUGGACUCCCUCCGCCAUAUCCAGGACCUAUACAGAUGGGGCUGUGCCCGGGUGGGCGGGGCUUGGUGCGCCCCACGGUCCAUGUAGGGCACCCUGGACCAGUAGCAGGUCCAUCGCUACCCUCCGUGGUUCACACUGGUGUACCCGGCAUACCACCGCAUCCUCAUCGGAGACCCUUGCUUCUGCAGUCGUGUUCACAGGAGCAACCGUUGCUGCUGGAAGAAUUACUGGAAGAAGAAAAACGUGAACAAGAAAAACAACAGCAGCAGCAGCAAACGGACAUCUCAACACCGAGUGGUGCUUUGCUUAGCGAUAGUGAAUUCGAAAGACUCAGAGCUGAUGUGCUGGGCUCUACUCCUCUCUCUUCUCCACCUCAAAAUUUCAUCUCCGGUGGAGGAGUACCUAUUGUUAGACCACCGUGUGCUACCAGACCUCCUUCAACUCCUGGGGCAGUGUGGCCACAAGGAAUACCUGAUACUGCUAAAAUAGUAGGACAAUCACCGAGACAACCAAUUGCUACACAAACUCCACCUGAAUCAAGGAUAGCGACAUUUAAUAUUCCACAACUUCCAACACCACCAGCACCACCGGAGAACAUUGUAACUGAACAAGAUCGUCAAAUUAAGUUACAGUACGAGCACUGGUUCAAUCACCAAAACCAAAUCCUAUCCCAGCAACUGAAAUAUUAUGAAACGGAAGUUCAAAAGUUACGCAAAAUGAAGAAAUCACUUAGCAGCAAACAAAGACAGUUGAGGAAAUCCGGAAAUGAACUAGCCGAAAAUGAUGCUGCAGAGCUGCAACGAAUAUCUAGCGAACAAGCUAUACUACAGAAACAUCUUGAUGCUAGUAGGAAACAAAAUCGACAGCACGGAAUGCUUAUCCAGGAUUAUCGUAACAAACAACAACAAAGGCAAUCCCAACCACAAACGUCGGAACCAUGUUCUCCAUUGAUGUCUCCGUCCCAGCAAUCUUCGCCAAUGCACAGUCCUGCAGCACUUGUAUCUCAUAGUCCUGGACCUGGAAGUGUACCAUCAAACAUAAUCCAACACCCUCAAGCAAAUUCUAUGAUACAACAUAGCCCAAAUCCACCGUUGCUACAACACAGCCCUGGCAAUCCACAAACUGGUACCCCAGGAACGAUGUCACCGCAUAAUAUGCAGUCUUCUCCUAGAAUUGGGACCCCACAUUCCCAAGGGGAAGACAGUCCUUUCAGUCCAGGUGCUAUGCCAUCACCAGGUAUAUGUGUUUCAACGUCGACACGAAUGGCUUCCCCACAACACAGAUCCGUUAUUACAGGGAGGCUUGCCACAAGUCCUGGAGCUUUCGUAUCAGAUGGACGUACCGCGCAACAAAUGCUGGGAGAACAAAAUGUAAGAUUGCAUUCCCUUCCUCAGCGCUUCGUUCGUCCUCCGAUUGUAGUAGAUGCCGGCCAACGUCCCAGAAUGCAAUUGCAAGGUAGUAUUUACGGACAACGUUCUCCGCUUGGAAGUCCACAGCCUUCUCAGCAGCCAAUGAUGACGCAACAACAACAUCAGCAAAUGCUGCAACGACAGCAAAUGGUUCAACAACAGCACGAAGUUGGUGCAAUAUCUCACCAGGAGACGCAAAGUAUUAUAACUCAAAGAACGUUACAGAUGGUGCAACAAAGGCAGCAGUUGUUACAGCAACAACAACAACAGCAACAACUGGCCCAACAAAGGCAGCAGUUUUUACAAAUGCAGCAACAACACAUGAUGCAAAAACCACCAAGUUCACCGAUGGUAUCGCAACCUGCAAACUCCCCGAGUCCUCAGAUGCACCAAUCUAUUCCACAGAACUACGGGCAACCACCAAGCUCUCCGAUGCCUAGAAGCCCUAUGGUUCAACAAACGAUGGGUUCGCCUAUGCUUCAACAACAGUUGAGUCAAAACUCACAACCACCUAGUCCAAUGAAUAGCAGAAUUCAUUCACACCCUCCAAGUUCUCCAAUGAUACCCCAGUAUCAACCGCCAAGUCCCUUAUCAAGGAAUCAUCCGCCAACAUCACCAAUGUUACAACAUCAAUUGAACAGCACGCAUCAUCCGCCACCAUCCCAAACUCCAAACUCACCAAUGCCUCGAAGUCCAAUGGUUGGGGGAUCGCCUAUCCAAAUGCAAAGGAGACAAUCCAGUGGCAAUAGUCCAGCAAUGCCAGAUAGACCCCAAAGCAUAGAAAAUCCUGGAACGCCAAGGACACCUCACACGCCUCAUACUCCGCAUACACCAUACAAUUCACAGGGUUCGAAUAGUCAUUCAGGGGGAAAUGAUCAGCAACAACAGGAUCAGAUAAUGUGUACAGAUCACGGGAGCAGGGGUGGUGGAAAUUCUCAUAAUCCGAUGAACCCGAUACCUUUACUUUCGAGUUUUGGUAGAUAUGGAUAUUUCAAGCUCGGACUCAGAGGAGGAUCACCGAUGUGGUCUAUGAAACCAGAGUCGAGCAAGGGCAAGACUGCGGAGUCUCACUUACCAGGUGCUGAAGAAAAACCAAAUACUUCAACGUCCGUACACCGAAAAACCGGGAUUCCGCAAUCUAAAAUCAACUCACUAGUAUGUGCGGAUUAUAACGAUUUUGACGACGAUUCUCAUACACCUCCACAAACGCCGCCAACUGAUGUUGAACCAAAAGCAACCUCUUCGUUAGCUGGUACCACCCCAGUACCUUUGAGUAGUCCUGGUGACAAGCUUGAACCGAUCCCUGAUACGACAGAUUACGAUGAUGAUAAAACAAUCGUGAAUACAGAAGUGACAUUAAGCUCGACUGCCCAACGGGACAGCGAUGAUAUUACAGUGAUAGAGCAGUUUGGAGAUUCUGAAUUGGGAGAUGUUAUAACUGGCACUCUAGAACCAGAUAUGCAAGAAGAAUAUGUUUUAUUUGAAUCAGAUAUGGUUGUGGGUCUGUCCGUUGAUAGCAAUGAUUCUCUUAGCCAUGCAUUGGACAAUGACAAUAGUCAGUCACAUGACUUAGUUCAAAUUCUAGAGAUUGAGAACACCGUCAAUCGUGUGGAUGAGGCAGUAUUGAGUGACGAGGGUUCAGUUUUACCUCAGACUAGAAAUAAAAAAGGGCUACGACUCGAUAUUGUGAGAAGUUUACAGCCUGGACGAAAGUUGGUUGCUGUUACUGAUACGCCUGAAUCCCCAGAUCAGGAAGAAAUGAAUGUAGAUCCAUCACCUGGGCCAUACAUUGAUCAAUCACCGGAUCAACAUAUAAUGGUUUCUCUGGUUGAAGCAUCAGAAGUUGUGAUCAUUGACCCAAGUAGCAAAUCACCAGAGGAUAACGUUACCAAGGAGUUCGGUCCUGAUCAAACUGACAAAACUGAACCAAUUGAUCACAUAGCGGUGAUUAAAGAAAGUAACAAUUCACAGUUGCCAAAAAAUAAUGAGCUCAAACACCAACAGAAAGAAAUCAAUACUACUCCAAGUGUUACGUCUUUCAAAUUUACAGAUAAAGUUGUAAGACGUGACAUACCGGUAUCCAGCUUUCAGCAAACCAAUGUAUCUGAUAUCAUCAAACCAUCAGUUCCACAUUCUACUAUUUCAACAAAUAUACCAGCUCAUACGACUGUUGGAACAUGUAGCACUGUCUCAGAUAAUGUCUCAACUAGUGCUAAAGUUUGUUCGAGUGUUUUUACUUUGAAAGAAAUUGUCACCUCAGCUGUAUCAAAAGUUCAGAAACAGGCUAUGUCACCUUCUACCAUGGCCGGUAUUGUGGCCGAUGCUAAAAUCGCAGCUAGACUUUGCCAGGCAGCUGCAGAAGUUACAGUAAAUACAGACACAACUGGGAUUCAAUUGAAACAGUGCAAAGCAACAGAACUAAUUACAACAACUACAACAGGGGAUGAUAGUUACCUUCAAUUCUUACAUGAUUCAAAGAAUAAGCUGCAACGGAAGCUGCCGGCAAAAUUAGCCAUCAGUAUUCAACCAACGUCUGUUACUUUAGCCACUCCCAAAAUGUCCAUACCAGACCUGACUGUCAAAGACAAUACAAACAGUAAUUCCGCCAGUGUUAAAAAUGAAUUGGAUGUGUAUCCCGACCGUUCCGAUGUACAAAACCAUCUCACUAAUCACGUGGGUAAUGAAACGCGAACACAAGAAGAUAUGAGCUCGAAUAUUGUAAAUAGUAGUGCAAAUUUGCUUGUGAAAGAUGGUAAUCAGGCCCAUAGUAAAAAUUCAGAUUCCUUAAACACCACAGACGAGUUGGAAAGCAUGCUGGAGGCCAUCCAUAAUCCUGAAAAUGAUGCUGCCAGUGCGGCGAUCAGUUCAAAAUCAGACAGGAAAACAGCAGAAACUGGCAGAUUAAAGAGAAUGUCGCCUGUAGCUGACAAUUUAUCACUUGUAAAUAUUUUAGAAAACGAUGUAGAAUCAGCCACAACAGCUUCCACAAAUAAGAACCAAAUUCCCUCAUCCACCACUCCUGCAGAAAACCCAAAUGCUGAAUGUUCGAAAAUGCCUUCUACAACUUGUAAUACAAAUACAAUAACUGUUAGCUCGUCCGGAAACAAGUUUCAGAAUCUAACUCAUAAUGAUUCGAAAAAAAAUUUGACCCAAAAUUUAAAUGAAGAAAAGCAUAUGAUGGAUGAGUCAUCUGAAGAGAUCUUAGAUAUGCUGCAUAAUAUAAUUUCUUCUAAACCUGAGAUGGCGAAUACAGAUAUUUUGCAGGAAAGUAAUUCAAGUAAGCCUAGUUUAAUUUAUCCUUUGCCUGGCACUUUGGAUACUUUACCGCUGAAUAUUUUACAAGACUCUCUCUUAGACUUGGAGCAAGGAAAUGGGGAGAGCGAAAAUCCAUCGCCAAAAGAAAGGGAUCUACCAAAAUCACAACGUGCAAACGCACCUACAGUAGAUUCGACGUCGAAAAAAGGUCCUGCACUGCUAUCACAUAUAUCGUCACCAGUAGCUGUGAGUGCUGUGAUUCAAUUACAGAAAGCUACUACAACUGUACCUCAUUUAUCGCCUUUGUCUAAACCAACAGAGUUGACUUCCAAUGUCGCUACUGUAUCUCAUCAGUUGCGAACAUUAUUGUCUUCUCUACACUCUAACCACUCGCAGAGUUACACUAUGUCAGAUCAAAACAAUGCAUCAGCAACAUCAUCGAUAACUGCAACUGCCAAAAUCGGAACCACUGCAGCACCGACCAAUAGUAUAUCCACAACGUUGCAUAUGGCUCCUUCAACAGAUGUCAACCGAUCUUCGCAAACAACUAAUAUAACAACGAGUCCAAAUGUUGACAUCAAAUCUGAUAUGACCAGUAGUAUUGGUUCUAACGAAGCUAAUCAAGUAAAAGUAACUCAAGUUUCUACAGUAAGUGUUAUCUCUACAGUAUGCAAACCAACUUGCAGUGAGCACUAUUCAAGUAUGAAAUCUAGCACUGUGCAAGCGCAAACCGCAAAUGCUAGUUUGGCAACUACUUCCACCAUAAUUUCCAGAAGCGGGUCGAAUUCAAGUAUUACAAUAACAUCGAAUGCGAUAUUGAAUGCUAUGCUUGCUGGAACAAAUUCUGCAAAGCCAAUUACUGCUGGGCACAGAGUCAGUACAGCUCUUACUCCGACAAGUAAUUUACUGAAUUCUGUUGCAUCACCUUGUGUCCAACGUCCAAGUUCGCAAAAUUUUCAAGCGAUGUUACAAGUGAACACUAGUGCCUCAAAUUCACCCAGAGCAACUGUUAGCUCAACAUCAAGUACAUCGAAUACAUCGUUACAAUGUGUGAAAACAGUUGUUUCACCAGUAAUGAGCACUCCCACAGCUACUAUCAAUGUCACUACAAACAUACUUCAGUCUACUUUAUCGCAAGCUCCAACACUACUUCAUAGCCAGUUAACAUCGGGCUCGGCGCUUUACAAGUCAACAGGACACUUACCUAUUGACAAUAAGUCGAGUAAACUGGAAGGUCUUAUUCAAAGUGCAACUGUUAAGAAGGAAACAGAAGAAUCGUUGACAAAAAUUCAGUUGAACUCGGAAAAAAUAGUUCCUGUUUCUAGAUCAGAUAUAGAAAUGACUAAAACCGGUGGAAAUUCCUCUAGAAUAGAAGAGUCACAAAAUGUUCUUUUAAAGCAGCUGUUACAGAACACAGCUUGUGCUACAACAAUUUCAUCAUCUGGAACGAGUCAAGGACCUAGCUUACCGUUGGUCCCCUCCCUGGAAGCUCAGUUGGCUCGCCCCGUGCCACCAACGCCAUCAUCUCUUCUUCCACCACUGCUCAAUGAGGCACCAGUCAGUAAACCAAAACCAAAACAAAUCUUAACCAGAGAAACGUCAUUUGUCUCACAUCCAACUGCACCGAAGAAACCUCCGAGUCCUACAAUUACGGAAGAAGAACCUACAGUGCCACUACCUGUACUUCCAAAAAUUGCAUCUCCACCUCAACAAUCUGCACAGCAUACGGCAGAAAAUGUUUCAAAACCAAACAUGCUGGAUCAGCAGUCCUUGUCACAUCAGGUUACUAAUCCAGGAAUUCACCAAGGAACGACCGCAUCAGUGGUUAAAGAGGCAUCAGUAACAGAGCCAGUAUCAACCAAGGCAAUAUGCUCUUCACCAGAAAAUACUGUUCCUACGAUUACUAAAUCACUGACUAAAACUGUUCAUGAUUCAAUAUGUACAAGCGCUACUCAAAUGCCAAAGCAACCACUACCAGCGUCAUCGUCUGUAUCACAAAUAAUACCUGGAACCAAACCAAAUACAGUCACAGCACCUUCUAAGCAGCCGGGAAUUACUGGUCAACCCACGAUACAAUCAACAUCCGUCACAAUUUCAAAUUCUCAGAUAUCUCAGUUACACAGUCAACCACCAGCGUCACAAAACGCAUCUCUCGUAACUCAGAAACCUUCGCAUAUUAGUAUGAUACAACCAUCAGUGCCUCUGCCGGUGUCUCAUCAAAUGGGACACCAAGCUCAGUCGUCACAGGGUGCUCUUAUACAACACACAGUGCCUUUAGUGGAAGUUAAGAAGGAAAUACUAGAUGAAGUACUUUCAGUUGGCACCCCGACUCCAGGAUCAGAAACCAAAGACUUUCUUACUGCCAAAGAUGAAUUUAUCGACGGAUCCACGGAUGAUAAAAUAGACCUCAAAAAGUUGAAGAGGCGUCAGUAUCAACAAAAACGUAGACAAAGCCAAGGAAAAGAUGCUACAGCUACUCCACAAAAGAAACGGCCGAGAAAAGGGUCUCGCCAGGAUGAGGAUUAUGACACUUUUGUUGAUAAUUUAAUGUCUCAGUUACGGCAACUUCAACCUAUGGCGGUGCUCGAACCACUACUAGGGAGGAAUUAUGGUGUUUGCCCUAUCUUCGGUUUUGGAGAUUUAUCAAAAAUUGGUACGCAGAGAGACUACAGCACUCGUAUUGGAGAUUUAACUGGUUCCUAUGGCAGUGCAACCUUACAAGGGACGGCUGAUCAUUACAACACUCGGCCAUUUGGCGAAUUGCAACCACUUCCAGCACAGCCAGCACCUUCUACCCAAAGAGGCUUCUAUGAUCAAGAAUUUGUACCUUUGAAAUUCGACGAUUCUGACGAUAAGAAGGAUAAUCCGUUGUGUAUGACCCGUGACGUUGAUACACCCGAUACAAUCGUCAGCUCAUCAUCUCCGGAAUGUGUAAUCCCUGAGUUUAUACAUAGAUUUCCUGGGUUAAGAUUAAUAGAAGAAGAAUCUGAUGAAGAAUCUGACUGGCUGAAGCGGGUGUCUCCUGUUAUACCACUGGUGUCACCUAUUCCAGUUAGGCCUAAGCCGGGCUUCACUAAAGAUUCUGCUAAAAUGGACAAGGAAAACUUUGGUGUAUCAAGGACAGGAAAAUCACACCCCAUACCAUUGCGAGAUAAUGGUAACGUCACUGUGACACUAACCCUGAAUAGCCAGGCUGCAGAUGAUAUCAUGGGAGUUCUGAAGGACUUGGCGAAUAUCUUAAACAUUGCUCCACCCACAGGUUAUCAAAUAAUUGAGCGCACAACUACUCCACCAAGUCAAAAGUUGGGACUUUACAGAACGAAAGGAAAAGAUGGUAAAGAAGGAGCUCCUAUAGAUAUCCAAAGCAUUCUCAAUGGAGCAGCUAAGUUCUGUCGUCACUGUGAUGUGGUCAUCCUUAACAGUUUGAUACGGAAAAAGGUUUCAGAUCUACCGUUCUUGAGUAAAGAAGAAUCUGAGCCUGGCGAGGAGCUUUGCUUUUGUUCAGCAGCAUGUUACAUGCAAUUUGCUCUUAUUCAUAGAUCACCGACAGCCACUCAUGAAAAGGCGGCAGCAAUUGUGGACCAUCUGUGCCAGAACUCACUGUCUAGAAUCGCUGACAUGGAAUUGAAGACAGAAGCUCAUGAAAAGAAAUUUGUCAUGCAUCGACCAGCUGAACACAAUGAUAAUCUGAAACUAGAAGCAAUGGAAAUUGAGACAGAAGUCAAAAUUAAAACUGAAAAAGAUAUUGAUACAGAUACUAUUCAUGUUAAGGAAGAUUCAGUUGAUGAAAAACGACCAAAAAAACACGCAGCUACGGAAGAAUUAAAUGAUGAUUCUAUUGAUCCCCCAACAAAAGUUUGGAGAGGUCUUCGAUAUAAGUUAUGGACGCUAGGUGCUAUCCAACCAGCAACAAAGUACAAAAAACCCGUGGAUCGUGAGAUCACAGAGAUGCUUUUUCGUUUGGGUGUUACUGUAAUGCCUGUGAAGACCGACGACAGUCGUCAUUGUCUGUUCUGCAAUAGUCAGGGUGACGGUGCUGCGGAUGGACCCGCAAGAUUGCUCAAUUUGGAUGUUGACAAAUGGGUGCAUCUCAAUUGUGCUCUGUGGUCGGAAGAUGUAUAUGAAACUGUGAAUGGUGCUUUGAUGAAUUUGGACACAGCUCUUCAACACAGUCUUGUCCUAAACUGCAUGGUGUGCGACAAACCUGGAGCUACUGUCAAAUGUUUCAAAAUACGUUGCACAAACGUUUAUCAUCUUGGCUGUGCAGUCAAGGAUGGUUGCGUCUUUUACAAAAACAAGAGUACAUAUUGCUCGCAACAUGUCCAGAAAAAUGAAAAAGAUAAUGAAUUGACAACUUUAUCGGUAUACCGACGAGUAUAUGUUAAUCGUGACGAGAACCGGCAAGUAGCAGCUGUAAUGCAUCAUUCGGAACAUAAUCAUCUUUUGCGGGUUGGAAGCUUGAUAUUCUUGAGUGUGGGUCAACUGCUGCCACAUCAAUUAUCCAACUUUCAUACGCCAAAUUACAUCUAUCCAGUUGGUUACAAAAUAGUGAGAUUUUAUUGGAGCAUGAGAAGACCGAAUAAACGCUGCCGAUACGUAUGCUCAAUUCACGAUGUAUCCGGACGACCAGAAUUUCGAGUAUUGGUUCAAGAACCCUCGCAGGAAGAUGUUGAGUUGCGAGACGCAACACCUCGUGCCGUCUGGAAUCGCAUUCUGGAACCACUAGCUGAAUUACGCCGCACCACACACAGCGUUCAAUUGUUUCCACGUUACGUUUCUGGGGAGGAUUUAUUUGGUCUCACGGAGCCUGCUGUUGUCCGUGUUCUUGAAAGCCUUCCGGGAAUUGAAACUCUUACAGAUUACAGAUUCAAGUAUGGGAGAAAUCCUUUAUUGGAACUGCCGUUAGCUAUCAAUCCAACUGGUAGUGCAAGAACAGAGGCUCGUUUGAGGAAUCAACUGCCAUGGAAAAGGCCGCAUACUCAGCGUACUGGCUCUUCAGCAAGAGCAACGUUCGUACCUACGGCAACUGUUGCUGGGGAAGUAGCGUGUCCUUACUCAAAACAAUUUGUACACUCCAAAAGUUCACAGUAUAAGAAGAUGAAACAAGAAUGGCGGAACAAUGUAUAUUUAGCACGAUCCAAAAUUCAAGGCCUAGGAUUAUAUGCAGCUCGGGAUUUGGAAAGACACACAAUGGUCAUUGAAUACAUUGGGGAAAUCAUUCGUUCUGAACUAGCUGAGACCAGAGAGAAGCAGUACGAAGCAAGGAAUCGUGGAAUUUAUAUGUUUCGCUUAGAUGAAGAGCGAGUAGUGGAUGCUACAUUAUGUGGAGGACUUGCUCGAUAUAUUAACCACUCUUGUAACCCAAAUUGUGUCGCUGAAAUCGUUGAGGUUGAACGUGAUCUUCGGAUAAUUAUCUUUGCAAAGCGAAGAAUCUCACGUGGUGAAGAGUUGGCUUACGAUUACAAAUUUGACAUAGAAGAUGACCAACACAAGAUAGCGUGCGCAUGUGGUGCACCUAACUGCCGCAAGUGGAUGAACUAAAAGUCUAUACACUGCAAUGUUGGUAUCUUUGUGAAAUAGGUUUUUAUGUGAAUUAUGCCACAUGCAUGCAAUAGGUGUGCAUAUAUCUAUGUACAUACUUCAUAGACGUAUUAUAAUAUUUAAAAUGUGAAGUGCCAUUAUGGUUUUACUAAGUGAUUUGUAGUAAAGUUGGUGCAGAGUCAUCACAACAUUCCUCCAAAGUUGUACAAUAUUAGUUUUAUUUUACCAACCAGAAAUAUUAAUCGCUUGUAUAUUACCAUAAGACUCUUAAAAGGAAGACAAAGUGUAAUAAAAAAAGAAGUUAGCGGGUUCUGUAUGUAAGAAAAUUUCUAUCUUUGUAUGUUAUACGUAGUCAAAGACGGUAAAUAAUAUUGUAAUAUAGGAUCUAAUUUAGUUGUUAUUAUUAAUGCAUAUAUGUUGCACUGUAUUUGUACAUAAGUAAAA